This is a messenger RNA of Dama dama (fallow deer), 9695 nucleotides long. RefSeq names its product glutaminase (gene GLS). The record is from RefSeq and is a predicted model, not a curated record. The transcript has 15 exons. Gene Ontology annotation, molecular function: glutaminase activity; protein binding. Gene Ontology annotation, biological process: L-glutamine catabolic process. The coding region runs from base 230 to 2044 and encodes 604 amino acids. NCBI's taxonomy places the organism in Eukaryota, Metazoa, Chordata, Mammalia, Artiodactyla, Cervidae.
CGCCUCAGCCUCAGUGCGGAGCCCUACGCGGUGUGAGGAGAAGCGGCAGCGGGCGGUCUGAGGAGAAGCGGCGGCGGCGGCGGCGGCGGCUAGAACCACACCCACGUCUCUGCCCCUGUACUCUUUUGCCCUCUGGCCGUCCCGCCGGAGACCGCAUUCUCGGAAAAGAGCGGCCGCCCACGUCCGGAGCAUCCUCCCCUGUUCAGCGGGCGCUGACGGACCCAGCGGUAUGAUGCGACUCCGAGGCUCGGCGAUGCUGCGGGACCUGCUCUUGCGCCCGCCCGCUCCCGCCUGCGCGGUUCUGAGGCGGGCGCAGCCCCUCGCCACCCUGUGCCGGCGACCCUUGGGCGGGGGACGAACGGGCCAGGUGGCCGCCGCGCGGCUCUACCCGUGGUGGGGCGGGGGCGGCCGGUCGGCGGGGCCCCUCUCGAGGGGCCUGUCCAGUUCGCCCUCGGAGAUCCUACAGGAGCUGGGCAAGGGGGGCGCGCAGCAGCAGCAGCAGCCGCCGCCGCCGCAGCAGCCUGGGGCGUCGCCGCCCGCAGUCCCGCAGGCUCCCGGCCCCAAGGACAGCCCAGGGGAGACGGACGCGUUCUCCAACAACGAGGGCAAGGAGCUGGUGCCUUCAGGCGAAAAUAAAAUAAAACAGGGUCUGUUACCUAGUUUGGAAGAUUUGCUGUUCUAUACAAUUGCAGAAGGACAAGAGAAAAUACCUGUUCAUAAAUUUAUUACAGCACUCAAAUCUACAGGAUUGCGAACGUCUGACCCCAGGUUGAAAGAGUGUAUGGAUAUGUUAAGAUUAACUCUUCAAACAACAUCAGAUGGUGUCAUGCUAGACAAAGAUCUUUUUAAAAAAUGUGUUCAAAGCAACAUUGUUUUGUUGACACAAGCCUUUAGAAGAAAGUUUGUCAUUCCUGACUUUAUGUCUUUUACUUCACAUAUCGAUGAAUUAUAUGAGAGUGCUAAAAAGCAGUCUGGAGGAAAGGUUGCAGAUUAUAUUCCUCAACUAGCCAAGUUCAGCCCCGAUUUGUGGGGUGUAUCUGUUUGUACAGUAGAUGGACAGAGGCAUUCUGUUGGAGACACCAAAGUUCCAUUUUGUCUUCAGUCCUGUGUAAAACCUUUGAAAUAUGCCAUUGCUGUUAAUGACCUUGGAACAGAAUAUGUGCAUCGAUACGUUGGGAAAGAGCCAAGUGGAUUAAGGUUCAACAAACUGUUUUUAAAUGAAGAUGAUAAACCACACAAUCCUAUGGUAAAUGCUGGAGCAAUUGUUGUGACUUCAUUAAUAAAGCAAGGAGUGAAUAAUGCUGAAAAAUUUGACUAUGUAAUGCAGUUUUUGAAUAAGAUGGCUGGUAAUGAAUAUGUUGGAUUCAGUAAUGCAACGUUUCAGUCUGAAAGAGAAAGUGGAGAUCGAAAUUUUGCAAUAGGAUAUUACUUAAAGGAAAAAAAGUGUUUCCCAGAAGGCACAGACAUGGUUGGUAUAUUGGACUUCUAUUUCCAGCUAUGCUCCAUUGAAGUAACUUGUGAGUCAGCUAGUGUGAUGGCAGCAACACUGGCUAAUGGUGGCUUCUGCCCAAUCACUGGUGAAAGAGUACUGAGUCCUGAAGCAGUUCGAAAUACACUCAGUUUGAUGCAUUCCUGUGGCAUGUAUGAUUUCUCAGGGCAGUUUGCUUUCCAUGUUGGUCUUCCUGCAAAAUCUGGAGUCGCUGGGGGCAUUCUUUUAGUUGUCCCCAAUGUCAUGGGCAUGAUGUGCUGGUCUCCUCCUCUGGACAAGAUGGGCAACAGUGUUAAGGGAAUUCACUUCUGUCAUGAUCUUGUUUCUCUAUGUAAUUUCCAUAACUAUGAUAAUUUGAGACACUUUGCUAAAAAACUUGAUCCACGAAGAGAAGGUGGUGAUCAGAGGCAUUCCUUUGGACCAUUGGACUAUGAAAGUCUCCAACAAGAACUUGCUUUAAAAGAGACAGUAUGGAAAAAAGUGUCACCUGAGUCAAAUGAGGACAUCUCUACAACUGUAGUAUAUAGAAUGGAAAGUCUGGGAGAGAAAAGCUAAAGAAAUGGGUUCUAGUUUCAGAAUGCUCUUCAUUUAACCUUUCAAACAUCUUUAGUUUUUUUUGCAUACUAUAUUUAUUGAGUUUUUUGUGCUUUCAACCUUGGGUGCUGGAGCCAUAAGGCUUUUUUUAAAAAAUCUUUGUGUAAAGUUAAUAGAUUAAAAAGUGGAUUUGUCAGUCUUUUAAAAAGUAUAAAUAAAGCAAAUUUGCUUUAUUUUUUUUUAAUGAAAGGAAAAAUUUCUUUAAAUUUUUUCUUGGUGUAAUUAAAAUUUUAACUAUAUGUAGUCAAAUAAUCCCACUUUAAAAUAAUAGCAGAAAUUGGUAAUUUCUUGGUUCUGAAACUCACACACCGAACUCAUAAAUUUUAUCACAUUUCUUUAUUUUCCAGUUUUAAAAUUGAUGUGGUGUCUCCAGUAGCAAUAUAAAGAAUUUCUGUGCUAAAUACAAAAGUAAAAAGACAUAAUUAUGAUUUCCAAAUUAUUUAAUAUAGCAGCAGAUAGAUUUGUUUUACUCUUUUAUUUUGGCUUUAGAUUUUUAAAAAUUUAUUUAAAAUUUUGUUAAACACUUUAAAAUAUCUUUGCUUUUUCACUUUGCAACUCCUUUGUUCUGUCAGAAUUGUUAUGUACAGGAGUGUGUUAUGUUACUAAAGCGUUCCAGCCAAAGAAUUUCCGAUGUAAGAUAAUGACAUGUUUCACUGUUAAAAACCUAUAAUGGUUACUCAGAAGGAGCAGCAGUGAGUGUCUUCAAGUGAAAUGUUUACCUGAACAGUUUUAUUUUCAUAUUACCCACGUAACUUUUUCUGUGUUAUAUUUAAGUGUGAAUGGUGAAUUUUGGUUUUUAGCUUUUAAUAAUUAUAAUAAUUUCACAAAUGCUAAUGAACUUUUGCGAUAAAUUAUAAUUACAUCUCAUAAAGCUUGUUUUAUUUAAACUCUUUCAGAGUAGAUAGGAAAUGAAUUCAGUCUGAAGGUAGAAAGUAUGCUACUAAAAUACCUGUUAGAUUUUAAUCCUUUUGUUCGGUUAUAAUAAUGCAAUAUUGAGAAUCAAAACUUGUUUUUAAGAGGACUAUAGGUUCUACACAGCCUAAAUUUGAAAUAAUUCACAAUGUUUAAAGUCUGUCUUGGCAAAGUAAUUGUAAAGUUCUGUAGGAUCCUAUUCAUACUUCUUCCUUCCUCCAUAUACCUCUGUUUCUCCCCACAGUUCCCCAGAGCUUCAAGAUUUUGGAGGGACAGGGAUGGAGUCAGGAGGAUAACUUGAUAGUUUCUUAGUAUCAUCACCCUACAUGUGGUGUAGGGUAAAGUCUAAAAUAGUAAUUACAGUGUAGCAAAAAAUAUUUUCCUGGAUGGUUUAGAUGCAAGUGAAAACACAGAUGUAGAAAGUCUUGAUUAUAUGAGUUUGGGAACUAUGAUAUUAGGAAAAGAAGUUCUCUUCCAAACUUGUUUAAAAGCCUUUUGGCCCAACUGAAGUAUUAAACAUAUUUAAAACAUAAUUAUGCAGUAAGUUUUAGAGAAUAUUAGCCAAGGACUUUAUGGCUAAUUGUUCCUCUGAUGUACAGAUGCAUAUCCUAACUGGAUGUUUCCGGUUUGGCCAUUUACAUGAGAGGGGUGUGUCUGCACUGUCCAUACCUUUAUACCUUAACUCUGCUAUACCUGUGAACAGUGUCAUAUUAAUUCACAGAGCUAUUUGUGGUUUGGGGACUGAAUGUCUUUAAUUGGUAGUUUCCAAAUAAAAGGCUCCCCUCUCCCAUGCUCUAAUUGUUACGUUUUACUGUUUCAAUGGAGGUGGGUUUUACUUGAUAAAAUGAAAAUUUCAUGUUUAAUAUUGUAUCCACAUUUGUACAGAUUUCAGAAUGAUGUUAAUUUGUGCCACUUACUAUGUUGAUGAGGCUUAAAUACACACCAAUGGAGAAGGGUUAUCUAAGCUAUUCUGUUUAUAGAAUCCUGUUAAAGAUGAGCAUCCAGAAAUUUUUGUUGGAAGGUAUAAAUGGAAGAAGAGAGAAGAUAUUGUGAAUAGAUCCUCAAACUUUACUUUUAAAAAAAAAAGAGGAAAAUCUUUGCCAGGUUUAAAAACAUUAUUUUGAUUCUUUCAGUAUUUUAAAUACCUUUUCAAAUAAAGUUAUUGAAAAGUACCCAAUAUUGUUGAAUUUAAUGUCUUAUGCCAUUACUGAUUCUUGAUAUUCAAGCAUUUUGAAGUUAGCAUAUUUGUUUUUCUUUUUUUUCCACCAUUAACAUUUCAUUUGAAAUGCAUAUCCUUUCUGAAAUACUUUAUUUUUAGCAUAAAUGUUGUGCAUUUUAUCUUAGUGUUUGGAUUAAUCCAUUUGUGUUAUUUAGCUUUCUUUUAUUUGCUUUGUAUAUUAAUGUACCUUUUAUUUUCCAGUACGCCUACUUUUUGUAUUGUAUAAUAAAUUUAUUUUAAGCUGAUUUUAUUGGUUUUUUUUUUUAUAAAAGCAACUCCAGCAUUUUAAGUAUAACAAAUGGAAUUUUAACUUUAAAAGUCAUGCUUUAUGAAGAUAUAAUAAAAAUGCUUUAUAAUUUUAGUUAAUUCUGAGACUAAUGUGAAGAGCAACUAUAGAAAUACUUAAAGGCUUCAUCUGAUUCUCUUUUUUUAAUGUAGUAUAGUGUUGGUGGGUUUUUUUUUUUACUUUCGGGGAGGAUGUUUUUCAAUUGGUUGUAUUAGAAGUAUUUGAAUAAAGAUUUUUUUCCUAAUUUUUUUUUUUUUGUUGUUUUUCCACUUAACAACUUAGGGAAAAAAGCUCUUCUCCAUUUACAGAAUCUUUCUGCUUUCUGAGCAAGAACAUCACUGAUUCACUAUGUAAUUGUUGCUUUAUCAGUUGUCCAGAAUAGGAGAAAUGUUGCUAAAAUCAAAGUAUUAUUGCGUUAGAAUAGAAUUGUAAACCUCAGUAGAAUUUAUAUUGAGUAGAAAAACUAUAAAAUUGAAAUUCACCUUAACUACUUUUUAAGAAAUUUAAUUUUCAGAAGGAACUUAGUAUAGUUCUACAGCAUGGUCCAAAUUAUAAAGUAUGUGCAUUGUAGGUCAGAUACAGUACUUUUAAGUUAUUGUUUGAUGAAAUUUUCCAUUCAUAUCCAGAGAAAUAUCCCAUUGGUGGAGUUUUUAAAACUGCUUGAAGGGGAAAUACUGUUGUUUAUAGGAAUUUCUAUUUAUCUGUGGGAUUUUUUCCAUAGUGUUCUUUUGGGACUAGUAAAUAGGGAGUUCCAUUGUCAUGUUAUAUUCAGUUUGUAAGUUUGUGAUCACUAGCUUUUAAAGAUACCUUUGGGAUUGUUUUGUUGGUGUUUUUAGUCCCUUUGAAACAGGUAACUCAGCUUGGUCUGAAAGUAUAGUUUUAUAGGCAUGUAUGUGUAUGGAAAGAACCACUGAAUAUAUACUGAUAUUGUCAGUCUGUAUCAUGAUAAUUUAUAUAAAUGUAUGUGAACGUGUAUCUAUAUAUUUAUCUGUCUUUAUCCAUCCAUUCAUAUUCUGAAAAUCAGUAGCAGUUACUUCUACACAGUAUGUCCUGUAUAAAUGGUUCAUUGAUCUAGUCUAGGUUUUGUUGUAGGAGAACUUUGAAUUUUUGCUGACCCAGAACUUAUAAAAUAUAGCAUCUUUUACUUGUUUCAGUUUACCUUUAAAGAUAUGUGGUUUCUGUUUUGCUCCCAUUCACUACUAGCACUAUCAGAGAGGAGAAUAGUGAUAUUGGAGAACUCCACAAAAAGGAAAGCAAGAACAUCAGAUUUCAUGUGGAAGCUGACUUUAGUUUCCAAAAUUAUUAUAUGGAAGGAUUGUAUACAACUUAAAUAAUGGACUUCUUAGUUACAACAGUUUACUCUAUGGAAUAAUUUUAUUCCAAAUCUUGUGCACAAUUUUUAGUUUUUUAACGAGUAACAUGCUUUCUGUUCAGUUCCUCCUUUAUCAUAAAUGUAAUAUUUAAUUAAAGCCAGAUGAAUUGGAGGUGGGGCUUGUUAAUGAUUCAUCAUGGCCCAUCCCUCCGAUUUUUACUCAGAUUUUUUCAGAGUAGACUUUUGUCCAUUCACUGUCAUGUAGUUCAAAGCCAAAAUUAUGCAUGAACGUAGAUUCAAGUAUAUCAAGUUCAUCCACUUUUAUUUUAAAUUGUCACACAGUUAACAUUUGUUUUCUACACUGUUUAGAAAUGGAGGGAAUUUAAUUGGACUAAGAUUCUUUUAUUCCUUUUCUCCCUCUCUCUGCCCCAGUUGUAGUUUAUUAAUGUGUAAUAGCACACAGUGCACAUUGAAGAAGUUUAGGAACAUACUGAACUUCCCUGGUGGCUCAGAUGGUAAAGAAUCCACCUGCAAUGCGGGAAGGCUGGGUUUGAUACCUGGGUUGGGAAGAUUCCCUGGAGAAGAGAAGGGCAGGAAUUAAACUGUCUUAGUCUGGAAUUCUACUUUUAAAAAUACUGUAAAUCUAGGACAAAAUCUGUCCAGUAUAAAACAGAGCUCGCAAAACUUGAUUAGUUUUUGGAGUCCUUAAAUAGUAAUGGAAAAGGUACUUACUUAAAAAAAAUAUUAAAUAGACUGAUGUAAGUAUUUAAUGAAUUGAUUCUCUUCCUGUAGUUUUAAAAUGUUCCUUUCUAAAUUUAUGUUUUGUGAGCAUAUGAAAGGAGGUUUAAGGUUGAUUUAGUUUACCCUAAGUGUUUUGUAGAUUGUUUAUCCUAGUAAUUUUAAUAAGUUGUAGCUAUAGAGAUUUUUAGUAUAUGUAAAAUAUGUAAAACCAGUGUUGAUCAUAACUUUUGUAAUGGUUUCCUAAUCCAUUUAUCUUUAAUUAAAAUGAAUAGACUACUAAUUAGCACUUGGCACAUUACAUUUUUGUUAUUUUGGGCGUAAUACACAAAACACUUCUUGUUGGGAACUGUUAGGUUUGGUUACAUUAAAAAAAAAAAAAUGAACAGGUAAUGAUCCUUGAUUCCAAGUACUUUAAUGAACUUGUAAGCAGUCCAGUAUGGAGGUUCAAAGGAAAGAAUAAUGAAAUGACAAAUUCUGGCAAUUGAUCUCAUAAUGUUGGUGUUAUUGUUAGACUUUUAACUUUAAAUUUCAUUUACUAAUUUGGAAGUAUUUUAGUUAUGAUCUCAGUGGUAAAGAACAAUUUUGGUAUACUUAAGUCAAAUUUUAAUGUCUGAGGAUCUUAUUUUUCUGGACAUAGUAUUAUCAAAAAAGAAUGAUUAUUAUUUCAUCAAGUAUUUACCUUGCUAAAAUAUUUUCAAUCCUAAUGUCUCAGCUUGUUGAAAUUACCUAUUUGGAAGGCUUAGCUUUUAAAAGGAAAAAUUCUUACCUGAAACAGUUUUAAAUUUCUAUUUAUUAUAUUUCUGGAGUUUUUUAUAUAGUGAAAUUCUCUCCUGCCUAACAAUUCUACUUGAAACUCUUAGUUAUAAUUUUAAUUCAUAUCCUAUAAACAGCUGAAGAAUUUCUUUUAUUUUUAAAAUACAAUUCAGCUGUUCUAGGUCUUUGUUCUUUCAUUUACUAUAGUCUAGUAAUUUAUUAGAAUCACAUGGUUGAGCUAGAAAGGACUCUUGAAGGUUAUCUACCUCAAACUCCCAUUCCUCCCAGCCCUCUUUUCCAGGUAGCACCUUGCUUUCUCAAUUAGCACAUUUACCUUCUUUGAUAGGGUUGGUUUAUUUUAUGUAUUUUGGGACAGCCUUUUAUUUGUUGGGUAUUUUUAUCCUAUGUGUAUGUGCACGCACAUGCACACUAAAUCGCUUCAGUUGUGUCUGACUCUUUGUGACCCUAUGGACUGUAGCCCACCAGACUUCUCUGUUCAUGGAAUUCUCCAGGUAUAAUUGGCAGUACUGGUUAAUAUGAUUGUAAGUUAUUUGGCAAACUAAUCAUCCCAUCACUGUUUAUUAAAAUGAAUUGUAUUUUUCUAGUAUAUAGUUAUAUGAUGCAUUUAUAAAGACUAAUAAAGCUAGAAAUGUAUGUCACAAUUAUACAGUAGUUCUAAAAAUAAAUCAUGACCCCAGAAUCUUUGAAAGAAACUAAAGGAUAACAGAAAUGUUACUCUAAAAAAUAAAUGUUACACCCUUGGCUUUUUAAAAUAAAUUCCUUUGAGAUUAGGCUAAAUAUAUAAGUUAAAAAAGGUUUUUCAAGUAGUGAAAAGGUUAUUGGAGUUCCAAAAAUAUGUUUUCUGGAAAUUUUUUUUUUCCAGUUAACUUUUCCCAGCACAUACUGUACAAAAUACCUAGCUAGUUCCAUUGUUUCUGCUUUGGUUUUUUGAGUGGCUUCAGAAAAAGGCUCCCUGUUUGCCUAUUACUUUAUUGUGUGUAUUAUACUCAGUAUCAAUAUAUUUCAUAGUUCUGGGAUUUUUUUUUUUUAUGAAGGAUAUAUAUAUUGCUGUUCUUGAAGUGCAUUAAUUUUUUUAAAGAGUUGAUUUAAAUGUUAAAACUUUAUUACUAUUCUUAAAAAAAAAAAAAGUUUCUUCUCAAAAUUUAAACUUGCCUAGGAAACUCUUCUCCCCCCAAGUUUGUAUAAGUGAGAACCUGAACUUUUAAGAGACUGACUCAUUCAGUAUAAGCUUGCUUGUAUUGAAUGCUUGCUUUCACAUUAUAUCUAUUAAAUUAGAAUGAUGCUGAAAUACUAACAUUAGUUAUGCAUAUAUAACUAUUCAUGCUUGGGUAUUCCAUUGUAAGAUCCGAAUUAAAAUCAUGAUCUUCGGUCUCUUGUUAAACUUUUCCUUAGCUUCAAAUGACUAGUUUUCUUUAUGUUGUGUGUGCCUUUCAUAAGUCAUCACUAAGGAUCACUACAAUUCGUCCUUUAAGGGGAUAACAUAAAACUUAAGUCUUUUAUCCAUUAAGGGAGAUUAAUGAUGUAUAGAAUUAUAUCAGUUAUUAAUUGAAUUACAUCCAAGGUCUGUUUUGUUUUUUCUUGUAGUCUCUCAAAAUUAAAGAAUCCUAAUUGAAAAACUCAAAAUCUGUUAAUCUUGAGUAUUGUUUCUCUUUCAUCCUUUCCUAACGUAACUCAUUUUGGCCUUAAAAUGAGAUAACUGUAAAAACUAUAUCAGAGUUGCUCAUAAAAUGGGCUUUCAUUUUCAAACCUUCUUAUUGCUGGUAGGUUAAUUUCCAAAUCUUUUCAUGUUGUUAGCAUUUGUCACUCUACUUUUAUUUUCUUUAAAAUGUUAUUUUUAAAAAUUCACAAUUGAUAAAGUAUAAACUUAUCAAUAUGAUAUAACUUUUUGGUAAUUUAUUUUACAAUUGACUUUGAAUACAUGCAUCUGUGGGUCCAGGUCUGUGUAGAAGAUUUAUAAUUUAAAUACAGAAAUGAACUAAAUAUUUUCUGCUUUGAGUUGAAAUGAAUAUAUGUUACAGUUUCUGCAGAAUGGAACUUUAUUGAUAUCCUUUGAAGUUGUAGGACAAAUGAUUUUGUUAAAAUUCUUUUGACUAAUACCAUUAACCCACUUUAAUCACACCAAUAAAAUAUUUCUGCCAUUAAAAUGUUUCCUCUUUUUACCUGAAAGAGAAACUUCAGAGAACAGUUUUCAUGAUGCAGGAAGUAGAGCUUAACUUUCUAUUACCUGUUGUUGAAGUGUUUCAACUAAAGCGUGCUGUUACAAUAGUCUCUGUAUGACAUUUUUUCUUUUUCACCUAAAGGAGAAACAAGGGAGAAAAAACUAAUUGCAGUGUUUUUAGCCAAGUAAUAAAAACUGGAGAAGCUUUCA